Triticum urartu is the source of this 4730-nucleotide messenger RNA. NCBI's taxonomy places the organism in Eukaryota, Viridiplantae, Streptophyta, Magnoliopsida, Poales, Poaceae. The record is from RefSeq and is a predicted model, not a curated record.
CCUAGCCGCCGCAUCGCUCCGUUCCAACUCUCUCUCCCUCUCUCGACACUGCCCAUCGCAGCACGAUUCUUCGCCGCCGCCGCCGCCGCCGUGCUCCUAUUCCACUUCUCCCCGUUCGUCUCCUAUCACCGAGAUCGUUGCCGCCUCGCUGCUCUCCCGUCGAGCUCGCCCCUCGCCGUUGCUGGGAGGAGAUUGUUGGCCGUCUGAUUGUAUCGACGCCGACGAGUUCGGUGAGCACCAGGUCAUUCUACACCGUCACCGGCGCCGCCUCCUUGCGAGAUCCCCACCACGCUGCUGUUACUGCACGCGUGACGAUGGUACUCUGUGGUGAUGUAGGAGGGCAGCAGGGCAGGCAGGGCAGCAGCCUCGACGCCACAGAUACAUGUGGAGAUAGAGAGAGGUAGAUUGAUCCUCCCCUGUUCCCCGUCGCCGUUCGCCGCCCCUGAGCACUACGCGGCUCGCCAGAUCAUGCGCUGCCCCUGAGCAGCGCGCAGCUCGCCGGACUGAUUCGUGCCACCCCCGCCGAACUGAGAUCCGCCUCUGCAGCGUGUGUGUAUGAUGUUGUUGGGUCGUUGACAUGGCCCGUGGUCCGGUUGCGACUCAUGCUCAAGGCACGGUCGAGGCUGGUGUUGGGCGUUCUGCUGGUCAUGGCCGUGGACGUGGGCGUUUUGCUGGUCUUCGUGGACGAGCCACUGGCCAGGGAGGUUCUAAUAUAGGGCGUGCCCCUGUUUCUGAUCAUGUCGCUGCUUGCCGGGUGCCUGACGCUGGAGCUGAGCCUCUUGACAGGCGUAGGGGUGUGAGUCGGCGGGUGCCUGCUGCUGGAGCUGAGCCUAUCGCCAGGCGUGGGCGUGGUGCUCGGCAGGUGCCUACCGCUGGGCGUGGCGCCAUGCCUCGGCCAAGUGGUAGGGGUGUUCGUGGCCGUGUCCCUGGCCGUGGUGCUGAUUCUGGGAAUGCAGCCGCUACUGUUGUCCCUGGUCCUGGGUUCACCGCCGCUCCUAGGCGUGCGGCGGUCCCUAGGAUUGCUAGACGUUACGUGCCACGUCAGCCUGUUGGGUGUCCUCCUCGAAGCCGUACAAGUGAUGGCUGGUUCCCUUUUCUGAGCUCGACCGUGGCUGCGGUAAAUCGCAGAAAACGGAAAAUGUGCGUUGAGUUUCGGCGCGCUCGAUAUGAAGAACAUGUCAUUGAUGGGCCUUUGCCGAAGGAUUGGCAUGGUUUCUCGGUUUAUGUGAGUUCGGAGUGACCGGGGUAGACCGCAACAGACGGAAACGAUGGAAAGUGUCAAUUAAAUUGCGACGUCCUGGAUGUGAAGAGAUUGUUGUCCAAGGGCCUGUGCCGAAGGAUUGGCAAGGUUUCUCGGUCAAGUUUGCCGAGUCCCUUAAAGCUUGCUAUGCAGAUAGGUCGUACUAUGGCCCUCUGGAUUUCUUGUGCCAAUACUGUGGUGCCUCCUUUUGGUUUGCUGAGUGUUCAAAGUCUAGGUCAUCCUGGACACAACGUAAGAUGGUUUAUAAUCGCUGUGUAAAGGCGCUAAGGUAUAUAUUCCUCCCUUUAAGGAUCCCCCAGUCUAUCUUCGGAAGCUCCUUCGAUUCGAUGGUACUUCUCGUGCUAAAAAAUUCAUCCGGGACUAUACGUGAGUACAACUGUAUGUUCGCUUUCACUUCGAUGGGUGCUACUAUUGAACGCUCGUUUGGUAGCAGCCGUGGACCUAAGAUUUUUAAGAUCAGUGGUCAAGUGUCUCAUUGUACUGGUUCGUUGGUGCCUAGCGGUGAUGAUACCCCUAAGUUUGCUGAGUUGUAUAUACAUGACCCAGCUAAUGAGAUUAGACAUAGGAUGAAUGCCUUAAAUCCAGAUGAUAAGCCUACUGGAGGUGUGGAUGAGAGUAUUGUGGUUGGUCUUAGAGACAUGCUUAAUGAGUUUAACCUAUUGGUACAGACCUUUCGGGAGGCGAGUAAGAUGAUAGAGGAUCGUGGUGAUGAACCCAUCGAGGAUAUCUCGAUUCGUAUUAUUGGACCUUCUGAGGGCGAUAGUCCACAAUUUAGUUUGCCUACAACCACUGGGCUUGCUGCUUUAGUUGUCGGUGGUGGCUUCACGUUAGAGGCAUCUUCUCGUGAUAUUUUUGUUUGCAGUCGUUCCGACGGUUUGUAGCAGAUAUCUUCUCUAAACACUGCAUUCAUGCCUCUGCAAUACCCGUUGCUUUUCCCUUAUGGAGAGAGAGGGUUCCAGGUGGAUGUUCCUCACUUGAUUGUUCCUGAAGAAGAUGAUGACGAUGGACCUAUAGAUCCUAAUCCUACACCUGGAAGUCCGGCCAUUGAGGCGCCCUCUUCAUACCCUUCUAGGGGUGGUGAUGCUUCCACAAAUAGUCGGAAUAGGAUGACCAUGCAGGAUUACUAUCGUUUUAUGUGCCAUUACAAGGGUGAUCAGCCCAAUCCAUAUAUAUGUUAUGGUCUCCUCUCUUCUCAGUCGGUUGUUGAUGCACGCGCGUGCAUCGAUGAAAGUAGAUUGUGGUAUAUCAUAAGAAAUCAGGACAUGCUUAGAUCAGAGCACAUGCAGGGUAUUACUGAUGCGGUAGGUGAUGGGUGUGUUGAUGGUGAUGCUCUUGGGAAGAGGACCAUUGUACCUUCCAGUCACAUAGGCGGUCGUCGUUACUUCCAUGAAAAUUUCCAUGAUGGCCUUGCCGUUUGUCGGGUGCACGGUGCCCCUGACAUAUUUACCACUUUCACUUGCAAUCCCAAGUGGCCUGAGAUCACCAGUGCAUUGGAACCAGGUCAGACGCCUUCUGAUAGGGCGGAUAUUGUUGUUAGGGUCUAUCACAUGAAGCUCACCGAGUACUUGGACGAGAUUAAGUCAGGCCGGGCUUUUGGCCCCAUUACGGCUGUGUUGUAUACCGUUGAGUUCCAGAAGCGGGGACUGCCUCACGCGCAUAUACUUGUCUGGCGAGAGGGGGUAACGAUGGCGAUGACUAAUCUGCAGGCUCUUGUUGUGGGGAACAAGAACCUGACCAUCCAUGUGUAUGUUUCGCGUCUGUGGCAGCAUUGUGGAUCCACUGAUAACAGUCCUAUCAAAGACACUGACAUGGUCCUUUUGGAUGUGGCAAACAUCUAUUCUGAGAUUGGUGAGAAGCUUGUGCCUAAGUUCAAUUGAGGCAACCACAUCCAUGUUGUUUCUUGGCAUGAGCAACCACAUCUAUGCUGAUAUUGGCUCCUGGGCUCCUUUAUAGGUCUCUUACUGUGAAGCUUGUGGUUGGCAUGCCUUUCAAGCAUUCAAUUUUUAUGAGGGUGGAGUUGGAGAAGGUGGGGCGUCAGAGCAGAGCUAAUUGCAGCGUCCACGACCUCCUUGGGCAUGGCCAAUCCCGCCAGAUCACUGUUCAAGAUAUCUUCCGAUAUGCCGAUAAAUCGGCCGAUUUAUCGCUUACCGUUGUCAGACUGAUAAGAUAAAUCGGCCGAUAAAUCUGCCGAUAUGGUGAUAAAUCGGCCGAUAUGCCGAUAAACUGGCCGAUUUACCCCUUAUCAUGGGUCGACCGAUAAGUUCCCGACAAGCGAUAUCCCCAACAUUGCCAGAUUGACCAGGUUGCGGGGUUUGGUCAGCAGUGUGUGUGGCCAGUGGUUGGAGCACACUGAAGUGGAGGAGCAGUGUCAUUGUCGACCAUGGAUUCAGUGUGUAGCAGAUCUUGAGAGUUCUGUCAGGAUAGGGAGAGACAAUGAGGCAAAAGGCAAAUGUACAUGCUCCUUAUUACUUAUCAGAAAUAUUUUCCUGUUGAGAUCGGCCACUGAUGACACGAGUCUGCUACCCUGCUCCUGUGAAGAUUUCUUUUUCUGAAAUUAAAUCAAGUCUCAAGGAAUGAGAUGGAAGCAUUGUCCAGGCUUUAUGAGAAGGUGAACCGCUCUAUCAAUGACGAUGAACUCAUCCAAUUGCACUGUAUUGGGAACAGUUUUACCAUCCGAGGAUACAUCCAAAGUACAAGUGAAUUAGACAUUUCCCUGUGCGAGAUCAAAUGACUUGAGCUUUACAUUGGUUCAACUGUCCCUGUCAUCAAAUAUUAUGUUUGCAAGAUGAACAAGACCUUUGUCACUCCUGGACUGAGGAUGUACUUCUGUCGCUUCACAAAAAAUGCAUCUAAAGCACCAUCUCAAUGACCGGUCGAGGACGUGAUGGUUAGUCUCAGCACCGGAGAUGUUAUGAGACAGGUCUGGAUGAUGAUGGGUACGGACAAGAGACAAACAAUAACAACAAUUGGUCAGACUUUGUCAAAGAGGCAGGGACUAGAGAGUAUUAGAUAUGUGUCCUUGCCUUCAAAAUUGAAAAUGGGAAACCAUUGCUCACCGUCCAUAAGCUUUGAAAGGCUAAGGUACAAAAUUGCAUGUGCAAUGUCUACACACAAAUCGUUCUAUGAAAUGUAUCUAACGGAUUGCCUGCAUCAGGUUAAUGUGCCCUAUGAAGUUUUUUUUGAGGGAUAAUGUGCCCUGUGAAGUUUUUUUUGAGGGAUAAUGUGCCCUGUGAAGUUGAUCGAGAAGGCAACCGUGUGGUCUCAAGAACCUUGUGGUCAAGUGGUUACCGUAAAUACCCUCUCAUGUUCAUGUUUUUCCUACCAAACUUAAUGUCAAGUGGUUACAUAGUUGUCUCACCGACGCACUAAACUGAAUGCUGCCUUAUUUCUCAUUACGGUGUUGAACUGGAUGAUGUUGUGCUCCUAUUAUGUGUGAAUGUUUCUUCUUCCUUUAGUUUGUUAUGUCAUA